This is a messenger RNA of Prorocentrum cordatum, 175 nucleotides long. Lineage: Eukaryota; Dinophyceae; Prorocentrales; Prorocentraceae. The record is from the annotation of a GenBank genome assembly.
UCGCCGCAGACUCGAACGACUUCUUCGAGGAUGAGCCUCUCUGCAGGGCAGACGGCUGCAUGUGGCUCCACCGCGCCCGAUCUCCUGGCGCCCUUCUGCGGGGCAGCUGCUCUGCGUUUCCGGGGCACCUCGUGGACCCCGCGGGAGCGCUCGCUGGCUCGUUCCAUCUGCACGG